UAUGUAUGUGUGUGUGUGUGUGUGUGUGUGUGUGUGUGUAUGCAUGUGUAUGUAUGCAUGUGUAUGUGUAUGUAUGCAUGUGUGUGUGUAUGUAUGCAUGUGUGUGUGUGUGUUUGUGUGUCCGGGGAGCAACGGCCCUACGUAGGCGGCUGUUGUCUCGUGUACAGUACCGUGGACUGUUGCUGAGGUGUGUAGUAGCAACACGGGCGAGACGACACACACUCCGGGGAGCAACGGCCCUAGGUAGGCGGCUGUUGUCUCGUGUACAGUACCGUGGACUGUUGCUGAGGUGUGUAGUAGCAACACGGGCGAGACUACACACACACACACACACACACACACACACACCGCAAGGUAGGCUUGGCUACACAGACCUUCUCCCUUUUGGUACAUUUUAGACAUUGUGUCACCUGUUUAUUCUUUGUUACUCUAUAGUUAUGUUCUGAUCUGAACACAGCCGCAGAGCUCUCUAAUCUAAUCUAAUCUAAUCUAAUCUAAUCUAAUCUACAGAAUGCUAGUUUGGAAACCUGUUAGCUCGCUAGCCGACUGUUGUAAAUAGCAUUGCUAGCUUGCUAACGGUAGGCUACCAUAUAACGUAACCCGCCUGAUAAUAUUUACAUAUGAGUAUAUAAGUGAGAAAUAUAUUAAGUGAAUGUAAUCAAUGUACGUUUUUUUUCUCUCCACUGUUACACGAUGAUCUAAAAACGUAGACAGCUAAAUGUCAAACUAGCUCCAGAGCUAGCUGCUAAGCUGUAGCUAGCUAACUUGAGUAAUCCCUUUAUCUGAACAGAGCCCAUUGCCCCCGUGUGAUUAAGGUUAUUUUAACAUUUUACUCAACAACCCCGACUCUCUCCUCCUUUUAUUUACUACUUUUUAAGCUCGGUAACAGGAACGGAGAGUUGUUGUAACAAAACCCAAGUGUUAUUUCCUAAUAAAUAACUAAAGGUGGAGGAAAAUCGUGUGAAAUAAGAAAUCAAAUACCAAAGGAAUUAUCUGAAUCUUAGACUUUUCUACAGAGGUGAAAUGAAUGCAGCAGCCCUUUUUGUGGCCGUGUGAGCGCGGUGUGAGCAGAUCAGAGGUGAAGUCAGUAUGAGCAUGAAGAUGAACGAUGACGGACUUGUAGCGACUAUGGCCAAAUCUAAAGCAAAGAGAACAGAGAAGUCCAAACCUGAUUCGGAAAGGGAUUCUGGCUUCUCAGAUGCUAGUUCUGAGUAUCUGAGUGUAGUUGACCAAGCAGACACAGAUGAUGCAGCACGAGCGAUGUUGCAAGCGGUGUCGGGUUCCAGGUCCCAGACUUCUCAGCUGGCUGUCAUUGGAGGAUCUUUCCAAAGUCUGUCACCCAUGAUCAUCAUGAAUAAUGUGCUUCUCAAACAGCCUGGUGAUAAUCCUCCCUCUGCAAAGCCUUGGGGCUUCAGUCCAGCUGUUGAGGUUGUACAGCAACCCCAAGUAGUCUUCCUCCAACCGGUAAUCUCGCAGAGAACUGCUUCAGAGCCAAAAGGACCACCCAGUAAGCGUCGUAAGCAUAAGAAGUACCUUCCCAUCCUGAAAUCCUAUCCCAAAAUAGCCCCUCACCCGGGGGACAGCCCACGUAGUAGCUGCACUAGUAGCAGCAGCUCCAAGGUCACUGCAUCAGUGAAGAGUUCCAGUUCGUCUUCCAGCUGUUGGGAUGCUCCUGAUGGAGACAAGCAGCAAGCUGUACAAACCAGUUCCUCUUCCGUCUCCUUCACGCCGAACCACAUUACACCAACCAGGCAUCAUCCAGCAUCACCUCAGCCCCAUACUCCACUUACUGAUUCUAACACUGCCAGUUGUCCUGGUGUGGAAAAGCCCACUGCUGGAAGGCUGGAGCCCACGACAGAACCCACAGAAAUGCACGCCAAGACAUUACAGACCCAACCACAGGCUGACAUUAAAGAUGGCAUCUGCCAGAACAGUGACUCUGACAGCAAUGACAAGAGGAAGCGUUUCUGCAACACCUACAAUAUUCUAAGUAAAUCCGGCCUGCUGGACAUCACACUGCGCACUAAAGAGCUGAUACGACAGAACCGGCGCACACAGGUUGAGCUGGACCAACUCCGUGAGCACACAAACCUCUUUAUGGAGGCCCUACAGACAGGAGACUUGUGUAUCUGGAGCAAAUUACAGAUGAGUAUGCUGGAAGAAAGUGAGAAGGAGAAGACUGUGAAUACUGGGUCAGAGACACAAAUGGAUCAUUUGAAGUAGGACACUUGAACUUUUUGAAACAGGUUGUGUAAAUUUUACCAGUCUUGAGCAUUCGUUUCAUUAUGGUGGAAUGUUUCUAAGUUUGAGAACUUCCAACGCCUGAAAUAUUGUGGAUAAAGAAAAACAAUAUAUGUUAAGCUGUUCGUAGUGGUGAGCUCUGUGGUACCUUUGCUCCAGGCAAACGGAAGAACAGGUACAGCAGGGCGCUCAUGGCUCCAAGGUCCCUGGUUCAGUCCCGAGUUCUGGUUACUGUUUGUGUAGAGUUUCACACUAUUCUGUCCGUGUCUGUGAGAGUUUCCUCCGAGUUCUCCAGUUUCUUUCCACCUCCAAAAACAUGCCGAUAGGUGGAUUGGCUAAUUGAAAUGACCCCUAAAUGUGAAUUAUGUGCAAUUCGAUGACAUCCUAUCCAGGGGGUAUUCCUGCCUCACUCCAGGUGUUCGUAGGGUAGGCUCUGGAGCCACCGUGACCAUGAUAGAGCCGUUACUGUAGAUAAAUGAGAACUUUGAUUCAAUAAUGAAAUUCAGUUUGAUAGAACCACGACCACAUAAGAUGAAUGGAUAUGUCUGACCUUGGUAAAGGCCGUACAAAUGAAAGAUGAUCUUCAUAAAUCUGAUCUGCAGUCAGUUUUCGAAGCAUUUAUGACAGCUUUAAUUUUUUGCCUCAGUAAUAUAGCUAGAUUGUGAAGUUACCAUAGUAUUAGCAACAUUGUGAAUAUGCGUACGGACUGCUGAAUAGCAUGAUUUAAAACAGAACUAACCGUCAAUAUGAAAACAAGGAUACGGAUAAAAAAACAUUCACAUUAUCAGCAGACAAAGCAGGCUGGUGCGUUAAUGCUUUAUAGAGGCAUGUGACAGAAUAACCUUAGCGAUAGUACAAAAAGGUAUUUAGUAAUCCUACUUUUGUAGUCGUAUGGCACCACAAUGUUUAGAAGAUCUGCUCAGUGCUGAAAUGAUUCUGUGCCUGUAGGAUGGACUCUUCAGAUGUAACUUUUGCAGCACUUCUCUGCUGUGCUUCUUUUACCUAUGUUACCUAUGUACUAAGAUUUAGUAGCAUUACUCGUUUUAUAAAUACCCAGGAGGAGCAGUUAUGUAUCAGAGACAUGCAUUGUUAAUCAGCCAAACCGAAGAUCUCACAAAUUGGUAUCAUUAUUGCUUUUCAUUGGUUUGAUCAGAUCACUUUCCUCAAGUAUCUUUUAAAUAACUAAGGCAGGUAUGAGAGCCUGUUAGCUGAAUCCUAAAUUGUAAAACCAGUUGCCUUAACCUUUCCACUGGUAAAUACGGUUGCCAGCACGUCUCGUCUAAUGUCCACGAAUGGCGUUUUGGUUGAUUGGCCACUUGCAAUAAGUGUAUUGUGUGAUAAUACAGUCAAAAUGUUCUUUUAAUAUUAACAUACAAUUUGGUGUCCCAAACAGUUUCCCCUAAAAUGUUCAUGAAUUGUUUUGUAACCGAGGCAUUAACCAGAAUGUCUCUGUGGCUUAUUUUGAAAACCUCUUAAGCAACUGGUGUUACAUGGAUGUGAAUUGUUUUGAGAACUUAAUGUCUGUCACACAUGAAAGAACAUGUUCAAAACAUAGCUUCUCUAACAUAUUUCUCUCCUACAGUUAUGAAGCUCUUGCACUGAUUUACACUAAUAUACAGAAAGAUGCUUAAACCAGUAAACCGAUGAGUUGCCCCUAUAUGGAAGACUUUAUUUUAUUUUAUUAUUAUUUUUUAUUAUUAUUAUUUUUAAUUCAGUUCGCAGGAGUCUUGUACUGAAAUGUAUUAAUUUGAUAGAAUGUUUUGUUGGAUUUAGUCUCAGCAUCAUUAUAAAAAAGAUCUAAGUCUGAAAUCUAUUCAAAUGUUUGGAAAAUAUAAGAUGAUUUCUGUGAAUCACAGUACAGGUGUUAGCAUGUAACCUAUAUACCGACAGUCUUUUGGCCUUUUUUAUAGUCACGCAAAAUUGUAGGAAAGAAUUUCACAGCCAGGUGGAUAUUAUCCAGGCAGUUGUCACUGUAUAAGUAGCUUGCUCCUAGACUGUCCGUUUGGAUCUAUAGAUCUUGUUAUAAUUCAAUCUCUAAGAUUAGGCUGUGCAUAAACACUGGAAUGCAAUUGUUAUGCUAUCUGCCUUGUUUUUAUUCCAAUUGUAUAAUGGAAGUGUACUGGCAGAUAUUUUUUUUUCAUAGAAAAAUGAUUGUUUGGAACUAGUAAGGACUAACAGCAGCGAUCUUGGCCUUUUUGAAACUUCACUGGAGUUAAUGUUGCGCCUCUGUCAGGCCAAUCUUUGUUGGCAAAAAAAACGAAAUGUCAGAAGUGAUACUCAAGAUUUUGUUUUGAGGCAGCUAAAAGUUGACCACUAGUUUGUAACUGUGACGUUUUCUUUUCGAAUAUUUUCGAAAUUAAAAAAAAUUCUAGUCUGUGAAUUUCACAUUAACUGUAGCAGCAUACUCCUGCCUUUAAGUAUGGUAUUUAGCAUUGCUUUCAGACAAAGGUCAUGUAAAAGUACAUCUCAUUGUCACUCUGUUCUGUGAGUUUUGUGUUACUGUUACUGUUCUUGUGGCUCUUGCUUUGAUCUUUAGAUUUAGCUACUAUAUCUUAUUUACUCAUCUUCCUUUUUAAAGCCUGUCAGCUUCAAAUGCUGCAUCAAUAUCUUUUUAUUUUUGCACAUCAGCUGUGCCUCUUAACCUUAAACCAUGGAAGUUUCCAUAGUGAAUGUAUGUUUCUGUUAUUAACGUUGUUACCGUGUUCUUGGGAGACAUAACUGUCCUAAUCAGUGAGUCAUGGCUAGAUCUCGAAGACAGAACACGUGAUUGAUUUUAGGAGAGUGCGUAACAAACACUAGAGCACUGUUUUCUGCUUGUAAAAACAAAAUGCCUCCUUUUUGAAUAAUCAUACACAUAUAAUUCAUUUUGUAUACCUAUCUUGCACAUAUAUGCAAUUUUUAAAAUGGUUAUCAUUGCUGUUCUUUUAAAGUAUUUACAAAUAUGUGCAAACUGCAAAAUUAUUAUAUAUGGACAGCUGCAUUUUCUUUUUUUCCAGUUAUUUUCAUUCUUUGUUUUGUUGUUGUUGUUUGUUUGUUUUUAAACAAUUGACUGUAUAGUUGAGGACAUUCCAUAUUUGAUGUAAGACCAAUAGACAUUUUGACAUUUUUAUAGUCUUCCAUUAUAGUAUCUGGGAAAGUACAAUCCAAUUAUUUGGCACUCAUACAGUUCUAUCUGAAAGUAUCUGACAAGGCCAAUUCUUUUUUUUCUUUUUUCUUUUUAUGCUAUUCAAGGAAGUCAUUUUUAGAUUGAGAUCAAAAGAUGAAUUUGAAACUGUGAAAAGAGGGAAAAACAAUCAGAGCAACUGCACACAAGCAUUGGAUAUAGCCAGUAGAACUGACAAAGAAAUAAACCACUGGUGUACUAACAACCAGACAUCAAACCAGUUGGCCAAGGAAAACAACAGCAGUUGAUGACAGAAACAUUGUGAGAGCUAUGAAGAAAAACCCAAAAACAAUAGUUUGUGAUGUCACCAACAACCUUUACAGGGCAGGGGUGAAGGUAUCACAAUUCGCCAUUCGAAAGAAGAAUUUGAGAGCAGAAAUAUAGAGGCCAUACCACAAGAUGCAGACCACUCAUCAGCAAAUACAGAGACGAGCCACAAAAGUUCUGGAACCAAGAUGAACCUCUACCAAAGUGAUGGAAAGGCCAAAGUGUGGAGUAAGAAAGGAUCUGUUCAUGAUCCAAAACAUACAAGCUCAUCUGUAAAACAUGGUGGAGGUAGUGUCGUGGCUUGGGCUUGCAUGGCUGCUUCUGGAACAGGCUCACUAAUCUUUAUUGAUGAUGUAAGCAGAAAUAAUUCAGAAGUGUACAGGAACAUUCUGUCUGCCAAUUUACAGAGAAAUGCAUCCAAAUUAAUUGGGAGGAACUUUAUCAUGCAGCAAGACAAAGACUCAGAACACACUGUCAAUACAACAAAGGUCUUUAUCAGGAGGAAAAGGUGGAAGGUUUUAGACUGGCCGAGUCAAUCACCAGACCUUAACCCAGUUGAGCAGUAUUUCACCUCCUGAACAGGAGACUGAAGAGAGAACUCCUCCUGGGAAGCUGCAGUACAAGCCUGGAAAAUCAUCACAAAAGAAAAAUGCAACAAUUUUUGAUUUCAGACCCAAAUGUCUUCAGUGUAUAGCAAAAACAAAAGAAUUGGCCUUGCCAUUCCAAUACUUUUGGAGGCGUCUGUAUACUAGUAGAAGAGACAGAUCCCUCAAAAACGUGCAAAUUUAUAUUUUCUAAAUAAUAGUAGUGUGUGAGAGAGGACCUUAGUGAAAAUGUAGUGCUAAUGCAUCAGUAAUUUUUUGUGCACUUGUACAAGAUUAUUUAAAACAAGAUUUUAGUGAAAUAAUGUUAUUUGCCAUGAAAAAAAAGCCCCAUAGUAAUUUAAAAACAUUACACAAACAAUAUUCUAGUUAAAUAUUUAAUAUAUAUUGGAGGUGCUGGUAUGACUAUGGUACUUGGGACCUAAUAACUGACUGCAUGUAGAUUGUGAAGUUUUUUUGGUUAUUCUGCUGACUAGUUCAUCACUUGGACUUCCUUCAUUUUCUGACAUGUACCGGCUGAUCAUCUUGAUGCUAUACAGAAUGAACCCGCAACAUCAGAAAAUCCCCCUAGCAAAAGCUAGCAGUUAUAUUACCCUGUGGUUCCUGGUGGACCUUGAUGAUAGUGCCAACAAUGACCCAAGCCUGAUAGUGAUAUUGCAUAGCAAUGAUAUGAGAAGGUGCAACGUAAUGUAAUAUAAAUAAAUAUGUGUACUUCAGAUGUAACAGAAUACAAACACUGAGCAUCUAAAUAAAACCAUAUUUCUACCA
Messenger RNA from Ictalurus furcatus (blue catfish), 7041 nucleotides. It is a transcript of the gene cipcb, whose product is annotated as CLOCK-interacting pacemaker b. NCBI's taxonomy places the organism in Eukaryota, Metazoa, Chordata, Actinopteri, Siluriformes, Ictaluridae. The transcript is spliced from 4 exons. The coding region runs from base 1090 to 2223 and encodes 377 amino acids. Gene Ontology annotation, biological process: negative regulation of circadian rhythm; negative regulation of DNA-templated transcription. The record is from RefSeq and is a predicted model, not a curated record. Gene Ontology annotation, cellular component: nucleus.